GGGUCUUCAUUUUCUUUCCAUCUGUUCUGCAAGUUUGACAAGACGAAGAUAUUAUGGCUGCCCUCGUUGUUGAUCAAAACAUAGUCAAUGCUACUGGUGAUUCUACAGAUAAUAGUAGUACAGUGAUAACCCCUGUGGACGUGGAUGAUCCUGUAAUUUUGAGAUGUAAUCAGACAUUGAAACUCGAAACUGCUAUUGAGAUUUUAGGCAAUACAGAUCAACAUAAAGUUAUCAAUAAAGUUCCUGAAAAUCCUAAAGGAGGAGACACUUUCCUACUAAUACCACACCCAGGUGACGAAGAGGCAUGGAAAAACGAUGGUUAUCGCUGGUGCCAUUAUGGUCCGAAAUUAGUCCCGGGUAAAUGCCCUACAGUGCAGAAGCGAUAUUAUGCUGCAUACAUGAGCAAUGGUAAAGUGUCAAAGUUUCACAAGAACGUGUAUCAGUUAAUAAACGAUGACCGCGAACGUGUCCCUGUCGUUGUUCAUUACUUUGGAGAUCACACAAUAGCUGCUACACGAGACGCAAAGCAAAAAGAUUACAAGGGAUUCGACAAUUCAGUCGGGGGAGUUUCAUCUGAACAUCGGUAUUCCAAAUACGAUGGCGAAAGAAAAUUUACCGUUCAUAGAGCGUCAAAACCGAAACAAAUUAAGAAAUGUAUCCUCAGUAAAGACGACUUUCAAGAAUUACAUCGCACUGCUUAUGGCUUAGACUGUUAUGUGAAGCUUAUUUCACACUAUCCUGACCUCGUUAUUGUGUUCGCAAUGAAAGAAAUUUCAGAUGACCUGGAAAAUUUAUUAAAAUUAAAUCAGGAGCUGCGUCCCUUGUUUUCAUAUAGUAACUCUUAUGAACUUGGCGAGUAUAUUGUUUCUACGUUUCUUUACACUCAUCCUGCAUUUCUUGAAAGACCGACGAUACCGUCGCAUUUUGUAAUACAUGAAAAGGCCUGCGGAUUGGCACAUCAAGAGUUGUGCAAGAUUCUCGCGCAAAUGGUACCAAACCUGGCCGGUAGUUCCAAUCCGAUCGUUCUCAAUUUGGAUCCAAAUAAAUUCUCAGCUGUUAGCACUGUUUUCCCUAACAUGCACACUUUGUUUUCGUGGAAGGAUGUCAUAGCCAACACGAAGGCGUGGUUGUACGCUAAUGGUGCCAAUCAACAAGAAGUGACUGUAUAUAUCGAAGAUUUGCGACAGUUGUUUUCCCGACGAUCGAAAGAAUUAUACGAAGAAGCGCUUGCCGAGUGCAAGACUAGAUGGCACGGAUUUUUCGAGGAGUAUUAUAUGAAAGAAAUCCAUGAGGUCGUCAAUGAUAGACUUGGGAGGUGGGCGUUGGAAAAGUGGAAUGUGUACAAUCCCUAUACUGGUGUGACGGAUAAAAGUAAUGAAGGAAUGGAAAUUGUCAUUCGUCAGUUAAAGAUAUCUGGCAAUGCUCCAGUUCAUUCGACCGUUUUAGCUUUAUGUUUAUUACAAAGGUGGUUGUAUGGAGAGAUUUACAAAAGUUACUGCGGUGUUGGCCAGUACACCAUUCGAGCAGAGUUCCAACCGUUGCAACGGACAGUAGAAGAAAUAAACACAAAUGCUACGCCUUGUCCACCUGACCAAAUUCUGUUUUACAUUCAAAACAAGCGGACUUUGGUUGCCGAAGGCAUUCUAAAAGAAGAUUGUGCAAACUCUGAAAUUAAGUUAAACCUUCAGUCAUCGGCUUCGCAACUUGUCAAAGCAGGAGCUAUAGCCAUGAACAGCAAACAACAAUCUUUUACUGUCAAAGUGAACCCUGUAACAUAUUAUGAAGUGAAACUGUUUCCAAAAGUUUCUUGUACGUGUGAAGAUGUACGUAAUGGAUUGUGUUCUCACGUUCUUGCUGUAAAAAUUAGUCUUGGUAUCAACAUAGAAGAAGACCUUCGCAAGUAUCAACCACACCGAGCUAUUAAAACGGAAUUAAAAACAACCAUUAGAAAAUUAAAGAGGGAGGGAAGUGUCGAAAACAUCCAAAGUAUGCAAAGUCAAGUAAAAAGGUGCAUAACAACAGAUGAAGAGCUGUCAAUGCAAAGUGGUGAGAUGAUACAGACCACAACAGAUAAUGAUGAAGCCACGCAAGAAAGCGAAACAGGGGAGGUUGACCAAGCAAAUGCAGCAACAGCGUUGUUACAAACUACUAUUGACGAGAACCAGUUGCAGCUAAUGCAAAUAGCUGCUUCGUCGUUUCGUCAAGAAGUUGGACUGAACAUGUGAUGUGUUUUUUUCAAAGGUUUUAAGUAGGACUUCGUUGAUUUAGAUUUAUUUCACUCUGAAUUCCAUAACUUGUCAAUUUUAUUGAGAUAAAUUUUAGAAGUAAUAUUUUUUGACUUUCUUUAACUGGCAAUAAAAACAUUGAUAUUCAUGA
Molecule: messenger RNA, 2376 nt
Organism: Hydractinia symbiolongicarpus
Lineage: Eukaryota; Metazoa; Cnidaria; Hydrozoa; Anthoathecata; Hydractiniidae
Exons: 2
Coding region: 54-2225 (723 amino acids)
Molecular function (GO): zinc ion binding
Source: RefSeq, a predicted model, not a curated record